UAAUAUAACAUCUAAUCUGUGUCAGCGUUGUAAUGAGAAACAAAAAAUUUGAAAUCGUGUUUUUCCGCGGAUUUUGUAAAAUAAAUGGGUUUUUUUAAUUGAAGAUAUUAUAAAUCUAAUGAAGGUUUUUUAGGAGCUCUCUAAUUGCAGCAAUUAUGAAUAGUUAUGAUUAACACCAAUCUCCAAGUCAAUAACAGUUAUUCGGCAGCGUGCAUACAAAAAAGCUAAAUAGCACAAAUCCGGUUCGGCAUUUGUCUGGCUCCAGUGAUUUAAAAGAAAGGUAAAAGAAGAGAGAAGAAAUGAAAAAAAUUGGCGAGAAUACGAGUAGCUCUAAGUCAUCAGAAGAAAGGAAGGGACUGCAAAAUGAUCAUUUUCUAACUGUUCUCCUCAUUACCCUUGUGAUACCGUUAUCAAUGUCAAUGUGGAUAAUUAAUUUAGUUUAUUCGAAAUUGAUAUUAAAUACUGAAGGUUUUGAUGAACCGGUAGUGAUUGCACCAACUAGAUGGUUGACUUCGUGUGUCUUACCUAUCACAGUAGCAUUAUAUGGAUACAGAAAAAAGAGUCUUAACAUUAGUGGAGCACUACUUGGAUUAAUUGUUGCUUUUGUUCUUACUCUUUCUAAUUACUGCUUUCUAAUAGACUUGCUAGUUUUCUUCCUAUCUUCUUCAAAAGCUACAAGGUUUAAACCCCAUCUAAAAAAGAAGAUUGAAGAGGAUUUUAAAGAAGGUGGUCAAAGAAAUUGGAUUCAAGUACUAUGCAAUGGAGGCAUGGCUACUCAGCUAGGACUUUUAUAUUUGUUAGAUGUUGGUGCUUCAGAGAGGCCGAUAAACUUUUUGAAGGAUUAUAGAGCAUCCUGGUUGAGUAUUGGUAUUCUAGGUGUGUUUGCAUGUUGUAACGGUGACACAUGGGCUUCUGAACUAGGCACAGUCUUAAGUAAAUCUGACCCAUACUUAAUAACAACAGGGAAAAGAGUGCCUAAAGGAACAAAUGGAGGGAUCAGUGCUAUUGGUACCUUAGUCAGCACUUUGGGAGGACUUGUUAUCGGGCUUGCUCAUUACUUAACAAUUUUAUAUUUUGCUGACAGAAUGUUACUUAAUUAUGCACCUCCACAAUGGCCUUUAAUUAUAUAUGGAGCAUUGGCAGGUCUUUUUGGUAGUCUAAUAGAUUCAUUGUUAGGUGCGACUUUGCAAUAUUCAGGUUUGGAUAAAGAUGGAAAGAUAGUAUCUCAUUCCAGCUUAAGUGUAAAGCAUAUAAGUGGAAGAAACAUUCUGGAUAACCAUAGUGUUAAUCUGUUAUCAACAAUUAUUAUGGGACUACUCAUGCCAACAAUUGUAAAGAAUUUAUAAUAGUUGUUUUAUAUGUUUUAAUUUAUUCGAAUAUAUUUUAUCAAGAAAGGUUUAUAUGUUAAUAUGAAUUAACACUAAGUUUUAAAUUAUUUUGAAUGUUAAAUUGUAAUUUUUAAUAAAUUACUAAGGGAAUU
This is a messenger RNA of Pararge aegeria (speckled wood butterfly), 1480 nucleotides long. RefSeq names its product transmembrane protein 19. The transcript has 5 exons. Gene Ontology annotation, cellular component: membrane. NCBI's taxonomy places the organism in Eukaryota, Metazoa, Arthropoda, Insecta, Lepidoptera, Nymphalidae. The coding region runs from base 300 to 1346 and encodes 348 amino acids. The record is from RefSeq and is a predicted model, not a curated record.